Molecule: messenger RNA, 1474 nt
Organism: Pocillopora verrucosa
Lineage: Eukaryota; Metazoa; Cnidaria; Anthozoa; Scleractinia; Pocilloporidae
Source: RefSeq, a predicted model, not a curated record
GAGAUUCUUUCAAGUGGCUCUCCUCCCCUAUCAUGGGAGGAUCUCCUCCAAAGUACUAUGUAAAUUUGAGAUUGAUUCAUGGAGUAUUGUCCUGUGGCUUGACAGAGACAGAAUACACAAGUUUCUGUCAAGCAGCCAACAUCGGGUCAGAGGGAGAAAAGACCUCCGACACAGUCUUGAAAAAGCUCAGUUACUUGACAGUCAUGAAGAGGGUCUCCAAUGAGUCGAUGUUGGCUGCUCAAGAACAAGUGAAGAGUAACCCUGCAUAUGCUGUGAAUGGAGAGUGUGUUAUAACAGAUGCAAGGCAUGAUUCCAGUCAAUCAGCAGCACACACAACAGUGUCAGCCCUUUCUUUCUGGACCAAAAAGGUGUUAGCAGUUGUCAACUGGAGUAGGGCCAAUGAAACUUCAGCAGUAAGCUGUGAGGUCCCUAUGACAAAAGAGCUGCUGACUUAUCUCUCUGAGACACAAGGGUUCCAUGUUGCAGAGGUGGCAUAUGACUUUGUAUUACAGCUAAAAACAUGGAUCUUGUCAAAAGGAAUGCUUAAUUCCUUUGACUCUUGGCAUGGUGCAAAGUCUGUGACUAAAGCAAUGAAGGAAGUUGCCUCAGGGGCCCAGAGGGAUGAGGGCUCAAAGUGGUUUUUUGAAUUGUUCGACAAAGUGAAAAGUACAAGGACUCUUGUAUACUUCUGCAUGAAGAACAGUCCACCCAAUGAAGAAGAAUUUCAGGGUACACUGUUGAAUGUAGUUGACCAUUACCAGGGAAAUCAUGUCAGAUGCCAUGCGGAGUCACGGUGCAAGCAGAAUGGCUAUGUGAUGAGCAAAAAACUUUUAACUAAACCUGAAGUAGUAGCUGCAUGCAGGGAAGCCAUUAUGGGCACUUCAAUUUAUAGGCAUGCAUCGGACUACAUGCGGUGCAGGGAAACAUAUUGGAUUGAGUCUCUCCAUUCAGUGAUGCUCAUUUAUGCUGCAAAGCGGAUUCAUUAUGGGGAUGACACAUACAACAUGUGCAUGGAGUUAGCCAUUCUUGAUUGGAAUGAAAAUGUGAAUCGAGAAGCAUCGUCUCUACAGAUGUACCAACAUACCAGGCAUCCAAACCGCUUGGCAGAGACCAGGGUGCUUACUUCAAAGACAUUUAAUUUCAGAGAAACUAUCUGGUCUACCUUUUUUAAUAUAAACAAAUGAUGUCUCUUCUGUUUUCCAUUGCACCACAGUUUCUGUGAUAAUUACAACUAGGAGCCCAAAUGUUCAGUAUUAAUAUGUGAGGUCAUUAGGGAGGACCAAUUCUAACAACUGCUGGUACCAAGCAAUGAAAACAUGAAUAUUAGGUUUGACACAAGGUAUUUCCAAGCAGACUCAUUCUCUGUUUCCUCCUGUUACUUUUCUUUGCACUGUAUAUCUUUUCCUAACCUAUAGGAAAGUCACUAUAAUUUGCUGUGUGGACAUUGUAAAAUGGACCAUAAAAAAAAAUUGGG